AUGGAUAGACAACUUAAAUUAGACACUUAAUUGAACAAGACAGCUUUUGAUUUUGUUACCUACACUACAGUUGGAUACUUUGUAGGAGUUGGUGCUUCUGUAUUUUUCAAGAGAAAAGCAUUUAUACGUAAUUUGAGUGCAGGUCUCUUUGCUGGAUUUGCUUUCAAUGAAAAUCAAGAGGCCUUUAACAGACAGCUCUGA
Messenger RNA from Paramecium tetraurelia, 201 nucleotides. RefSeq lists its product as uncharacterized. The transcript is spliced from 2 exons. The record is from RefSeq and is a predicted model, not a curated record. Gene Ontology annotation, cellular component: mitochondrial inner membrane; MICOS complex. Lineage: Eukaryota; Ciliophora; Oligohymenophorea; Peniculida; Parameciidae.